AUGGCGGCUGCAGCAAACACAGCAGCAACAGCAACAACAGCAGCAGCAGCAGCAGCAGCAGCAGCAGCAGCAGAUUGCAUGCAACCGAAUCUGCUGGUAAUUCAUUACUUCCCCUGCGGUGUGCCCCCUGUUCAAAGCCGAAGCAGCAGAAGCAGAAAAUGCAGACAGCAGCAGCAGCAGCAGCAGCAGCAGCAGCAGCAGCAAGAGGAGGUAAUCUUGGAUCCUUUGCUGCUGGCAGUUCGUGUGUAUGCUGCUGUGAGCGGCAUGCAGUUGCUGCUGCAGCCAGACUUCAGCAGCAGCAAGGAGAGGCAGCUUCCUGCUGCAGUGUUCAACGGCGGCAUUGUUAAGGGUGAGGAGCUGCUGCUGCUGCUGCAGCUACGGCAGCCGCUCUGCAGCAGCAACAGCAGCAGCAGCAGCAGCAGCAGCACAGCGUCUGGGCGGCACCAGCAGCAAUGCCUUGACGAUCUAAUUGCAGCAGCAAUCUGGAGGCCUCUGUCUGCUGCUGUCUCCUUUUUUUUGUUCUCUUAUAAAAAGUGCAGCAGCAAAUUUACAAUCCCCUCUCUCCGUGCAGCAGGCGCUUCGUUUCUGUCGGCUUGGCUGUAUGUGCAGCAGCAGCAGCAGCGGCUGCAGCAGCAGCAGCAGCAGCAGCAGCAGGGUUCUCUGCAGCUGCGAGACGCGCUGCAGCUGCUGGUAGAUGCCUUACAAACCGUCAGAGCCUUAGGCGAACUGGAGACCCUCCCCCCAGCAGCAGCAGCAGCAGCAGCAACUCCAGCAGCAGCAGCAGCAGCAGCAGCGGGGGAGUUUAGCUGCUGCAGCAGAGGGAGACACUUUCUGGUGUAUGCUGCAGACAUUUCUUUUUCUGAUAUUCUGCUGUACGCUCAUCUCUCAGUUUUGCUGCAGAUUCCGAAGGGUGCUGCACCCUGGAAGCGAGUCAAGCAGCAGCAGCAGCAGCAGCAGCAGCAACAGCAGCAGCAGCAGCAGCAGCAGCAACAGCAGCAGCAGCAGCAGCAGGAGCACGGGGUAAGCGAACCUGCUGAAAGUGGGGAGCCGGGUAGUACGGAGGAGCUGCAGCAGCAAUCGGAGAAUGCUGCAGCAGCAGGACCAACAGCAGCAGCAACAGCAGCAGCAGCAACAGCAGCAGAAUUGCAGCUAGAGGUGGAUUCUUUAGACAGCAGCAAUGCAGAGGAUAAGCUGCUGUUGCAGCAACUGCAGCAGCUGCUGCAGUGGGGUAAGCAAUAUGUGCAGCUCUUUGAGGAGCAUCUCGCCAUACAUAACGCACGAGCAGCAGCAGCAGCAGCAGCAGUUCCUGCUGCUGCUUCUGAUCAGCAGCAGGACCAGCAGCAGCAGCAGCAGCAGCAGCAGCAAGGGCUUCCAAUGUAUGCCUUCUCGCGUACCUACCGCAUCUGCAACUGUCCUAGCAGCAACAGACAAGCCUGCUGUUAA
Molecule: messenger RNA, 1443 nt
Organism: Eimeria acervulina
Lineage: Eukaryota; Apicomplexa; Conoidasida; Eucoccidiorida; Eimeriidae
Exons: 1
Coding region: 1-1443 (480 amino acids)
Source: RefSeq, a predicted model, not a curated record